AUGGACGAACCUCGUACUGCUAGCUUGGACAGAAAGACCAAUGAAACCGACAUCAAGGUUUCUAUCAACCUCGACGAUAAGUUUGAUCAAAAGAUCAACAUCAAUACUGGCAUUGGUUUUCUUGAUCAUAUGUUGCAUGCUCUUGCUAAACAUGGUGGUUGGUCCUUAGAUGUUACUUGCGUGGGUGACCUUCACAUUGAUGACCACCAUUCUGCUGAAGAUACCGGUAUUGCUCUUGGUAUGGCCUUUAAGAAGGCUCUCGGUACUCCUAGAGGUAUCAAGCGCUUUGGCUCUGCAUUCUGUCCAUUGGAUGAGGCUCUUGCUAGAUCUGUUGUAGAUAUCUCUGGUCGUCCUUUUGCUGAUGUGAACCUUGACUUGAAGCGUGAGAUGAUUGGCACAUUAUCCACUGAAAUGAUCCCUCAUGUAUUGGAAUCCUUUGCUGGUGCCGCUGGAAUCACUCUCCAUGUCGAUGUGUUGAAGGGCAAGAAUGACCACCACAAGGCUGAAGCUGCCUUCAAGUCCUUGGCUGUCGCUCUCCGUGAAGCUUGUGCUAGAACUGGUACUAACGAUGUUCCCUCCACCAAGGGUGUUUUAUAG
Mucor velutinosus is the source of this 597-nucleotide messenger RNA. RefSeq lists its product as uncharacterized. Bases 1 to 597 code for a protein of 198 amino acids. The record is from RefSeq and is a predicted model, not a curated record. Gene Ontology annotation, molecular function: imidazoleglycerol-phosphate dehydratase activity. Lineage: Eukaryota; Fungi; Mucoromycota; Mucoromycetes; Mucorales; Mucoraceae. Gene Ontology annotation, biological process: L-histidine biosynthetic process. The transcript has 3 exons.